ACAAACAUGGCGUAAAUUGAUCAGUCCGAAAAACAAACGCAUCUUAGUGCGAUUCAGCUUUCUUCAGGCUUUAGGUUCUUUAUAACUUCUAAAAGAGGAAUUAAUAGUUUCCAAAAUUUGAACAGUUUUACGCCAUAUGUAGCAUAUGUAGACAAGAAUCGUUUGAAAUGUCAGGCUUGCAAAGGUGAAACAGCAGAAAUCAUAUUAUAGAAACACUUCAGAGCUAUGGAAGAUAUCGAUGAAGCUACUCCUCGCGGAAUUAUUCGCGGUGUUUUGACAACAGAGAAUGUAAGUCAAAGUGCUCGAGCUUUGAGGUCAAAGGAAACGCUCAGUACAUCAAAUGUAAGAGAAACACCAACGAAUCCUCCGUCCCAUUCCGAAGUUGCAAGUCGGUUGCUCACUCGAUCUACUAGGAACAGGAAGAGAAAAGCUGCACCGGGUACUACUCCUUCAGACUCAACAACUCCUAGAACUUUGGUAUGCCGCGACUUAACUUGAUUCGUUUAUUAGAGCGAUUAAACAUGUCUAAAAUUUAGCCCUUUUGUUAAAUUACCAGAGCUAUAAUCAUAUGUCUAUAAUUUCAUGUAUGAUGAUCCAUGUGUAGGCUAGCUUUGUUUUUAUUUUUGUUUUUUUUUUUUAUCAGUAUCGUAAUUUAUCGAUUUGACUGCCAACAUUUUGAGAAGUGAUUAGUUUGUUGAAAAUAUUUCCGUAUAACCCCAUACCAUUCUAAAACAAAGUAUUCUUAAAACUAAACUAUUUUUCGCCCUUUUUCUCAUAAAAUAACUUUAGACAUAAUGAAGUAUGGAGUCGUUCGGAAAUUGUGUCAGUUUGUGGUUUGUUCUUGCAAUAUCAAUUGUAAGCGACAGUUAUGUGUACUUGGAUUAUAAUAUUUGCAAUUUUUUAAUGCUUUUUACCCUUACAUCAGUAUGUGUACUCUCCAUUCUGUUCUCUACACAUUUCCUAAGGUACUGACGAGGAGAAUUUUUCAAAUUUUCCAGAGUUUCUUUUUUUCGGAAUAUUUGUUUCCUCUCAUAGCAAUCCCCAUUAAACUGGUGUUCUUAAUUGCUGACAGUUAAUUAAUGUUUUAUUUCUCAGGGCUGAAGCUUUGAUAUUGUUUUUUUUUAGAUUGCUGGUUUUCUAGAAACGGCUCCAGUUGCCAAAAGUGUAGUGAAAGGGCAGAGACAAAAGGUCAUUGAGGGAGAAAGAAGAAGAUCAUCUCGCUUAUCAGUUCAAGCUGGGGGUAAUACCCCAAGAACAAUCAUUCAAAAUUUCUUGCGAGAAGGUACAUGUAUAGGUGUAGUUACUUUAUACCAGGUGGUAACUUUUGCUUGAUGUGUACUUUGUAUUUACAGUUAUUUUUGACAGACAGUUUUGAAAAUCACCUUUCCUUCUAUGUGACUGUAACAAUGUUUGGGUUGGACAUCUUUGUUAUUUUUGAGUUGCCCUCUUUUUCUGAAAGGUUCUGUUGAAAGAUUUAACUGUUAGCUCCUAGAAGUGAUGAAAUGUAUCAUUUUCUUUCAAUUUCAAACAUAAAAAAAGUUAUGGGAGCUGUCAAAUUAUCAGUUGACGAGUGUUCAUUGAGAAACUCCAAAUUCUUUUGACUCAUUUCAGUAGAAAUGUAUAGCAGGUAGAAAGGAGAAUUUUGAAACAGAUCUCAUGAAUUUGUUCCCUUUAGCAUUAACAGAGACACCAGUUGAACCAGUAAUUCCAGAAUCUUCAGAUGAAGUAGAUCAAGAAAUACCACACCAGUUGAGUGAACAAGAAAAACAGUCAUCUCUUUCAACAAGUGGUGUUGCUGAUGGUCAGAUGUUUGCUACAACAAGUUCUCAUCCUGCAGAUCAUUCUACACAUGUAGAAGCAACAACUCCAAUGGUGUUGGACUCCUAUAUAGAAAUGGAUAGUGCUGCUGGGAUGUAAGAUUUUUAAAGUCAUUUUAAAUUCACACGAGUCACUGUUGAUGCUCCUUUUAACCCCAAGGGGACUUAUCAAUCUUCAUGGCUUCUUGACAAAGAAAGACUUUAUGGGAGACGGGAACAAACAUUAUUUAAAAACUUAUUGAGAGCUAUAAUUUGAGCUUCUUUUAUCGUGAAGUGUAGGCCAGCUUCAGCUGAAACCUCAUGUCAAAUGAAAUUAUUUGGCCAAAAGAUUGCAAGGGUUAAAGUGGAAACUAACAAAGUUUUUAAACAUGAGACAUUAUAAAGAAAUAUGUUUUUUUGUCUUGUCUCGAGUGUGGGAUAAAGCAAAAAUUUUGAGUGCUCAGGAAGGGACUUGUUAGAACAAUUAACCCUUUCACUCCCAUAAGUGACCGAGAGAGAAUUUCCCUUUACAACAUCAAUACAAAAUCAAGCAGACAAGAAAUGAGAAUAAAGAAAAAUAUCAAUUAGGGGUUUAUUAGUUGAUCCAAUACCAAAUCCACCAAACUGACUUUAUAAGAAUUGUAUGGCAGACAGUAGAGAGAAUUACUAAAGAGAUAUUGGGAGAAAAAGGGUAAAGGGUGCCAAUAUCAAUAUACAUGUGGAUAGCAAGAUAAUUAGCUAAAUUGAUGAAGUAAAUUGACCAUGGUGAAGAGUUCUAAGCUCACAUUUCAAGCAUUUGCCCUUUGUCAGAGCAAGGCAUCAGCUCAUUGUCAUUUGCUGUGAUGAAGGGCUCAUGCUUGAAACGUCAGCUUAGAAACUCUUUAUAGUGGGCACUUUGCAUUUGUAACACAGUUGAUAAAACCAAAGUUAUCUAGCUUCCCCCACUGAUGCAGCAACACAAUUUCUUUAAAAAUGUAGCCUCUUUUAUCAAUGUAGAUAGGCCAGAAAUAAACAGUUCCAUUUACCUAUUUACCUGGUAUCCCUUUCUUGGAUGGUAUCAAACAAGGACCAUGUUUAAAACUGUAAAAAUCAUAAUUUAUACUUCUCAUCCUCAUGAGAAACCAGCAGACCAACAGCAUUGAUUUUUAAAAUUAUUUAUCAGUAGCAGAAUAACUGAGGGAACACAACCAGAGGUUGAUUCUCUGCCAUUACUGGGAAGUCUGCAGGAAGACCUGGAAAGGACAGACAAUAGCAUGCAGACAUCUCGUCCAUGGAGAGAGCUGGUCACACCUCAGCUGCCUCUUAAUGUGUCUUUGCCAGGGAGUGAGAGGCUGGAACAGUCGAGAAAUAUUAAUGAAGAGAGGUGACAAAAAUCUUAAGUGUGUAUAGUGGUUCAAGAAAAAUUGACUGAGACUACAAAAUGUUGCAUGUGCCUGCAUGCAUUAACCCAUAGACUGCACUUUCAAUCAGUCUUUCAGUGUAAUAACCCUUGUGAGAUGUUGGAAGAACACAAGAAAAGUUCAUAAAUCACAAGGUGGAGUGUUGAUUGUUCUCUGAACAUCCCAAGUGGGUUAUUAUGCUCAUGAACUGAUAGAAAGUGUGCUAUUGCUUUGGUUAUUAAAUAAACUACAGAUGUGGGUUUAUUAGUUCAAUAAACAAUAGGUUUUUGACCAAUCAGGGUGCUUGUAGUUUUUCAGUCAUUUUAUAAAAAACUUGUUUGACUCUGAAAACAGUGUUAUGACAGCAUUAGACUUUGCUCUUCAUGUCAUGCAGGUAUAUACUAUUACAGCUUAGUGGUAUAGUGUUAAGGACAUCUGAAAAUUUAUACAGUUACGUUUGAACAUAUGCAUAUUACCACAUUUAAACCAAGUGAAUUGGUAUGGUGGAUGCAGCAGAUAAAUUUGUUUCAUGUUGUUCAUAAUCUCAUAACUGUCCACUAUUCUUUCUUAUCAUACAAAUAACUUAAUUCUGAUUUCCUUCUGAGGGUCACUUAUUUCUGCUUUGAUUGAAUGAUGAAGUUUUUAGAAAGGUGUUAACAAUUUCUCUAUUUAACUCUCCCAAGUUCUGAAUGUUAACUCUCCUCUCUAGGGGCUAUACAUUUCCUUGUAAAUUAGUUACAAGAAUUAAGGGUUAGAUCAAGAUGACAACCUCUACCUAAUAAGCUUGAGUAUUCUCUUCCCCUGUGUGCUAGAUAAUGUAUGGUUAUAAUAACAUUGAUCAUUUCAGGGGUUAAAGGGUUAAUGUUUUUAAUUAGUUCCAAAGGGAAAAGACCACUGUUUCAAGGUAAACCUCCUAAAGGAAGGGAAGGAACUAAAGUUGCAAAGUAAGUUCUUUUUUCUUUGGUUUCUCUGUGUAUUGUAAAGACCUUUAUGUCUCCUCACUCUUGGUGAUACACAUACCUGGAUGACAAUACUUUCAACCAUGACUACAUCGACUGUUUUUUUUUCCAACACUUAGUUUAUGUGAGUGAGCUUGAAUGACAUUUAAUACAGAAGUAGGUCAGCUCAGCCCUUUCACUCCCAAGAUCUCAAUACCAAUUCUCCUCACUGUUUGCCCCACAAUUCUUAUGAUUUUAGUUUGGAGAACUUGGUAUUGGAUCAACUAAUAAUAUCCUAAUUAAUGGUUUUUUUUAUUCUCAUCUCUUGUGUGCUUGAUUUGGUGUUGAUUUUGUAGGGAGAAAAUCUUAUUUGGUUGCAAUUUUGUAGAAGUGAUAAGCCUUGUCCUUGCUUCACUCUACAGUUACUGAAACUUUUAUUUCACAUGGAGUGCUUUUUUCUGCAGUGUAAUUUUUUUUUUGUUUAAAACUUCAUGAAAAGAUGUUUUUAAUAUUCAUGUGAUUUUUUUUCUUUUAAUAUUUUAAGGAAGCCCUUAGGCCCAAGAAUGCCACCUGCCCUUAUAAAGGGUAUUUUUCAGCAUUUUAGCCAAGCUAAAGUCUCAAAAGAGGCUCUUCAAGCUGUUGAAAAUGGGUAAUUAUGAAAGUUAAGUUUAUCAACUUUAUAAGAAUGUGCAAGUGGAGUGGUAAAUUGUCACUUGUAAACAAGAACACAAUUGAGGGGAGCAUAGUUUUAAAACUUCAAUUGACUUCUGAUGAUAUACAACUAGAUUCUCCUUACAAGUUGUCUUGUUUUCCCUUAUGAGACAAAGGGAGAAGUAGACAUUGGAUUUUAGGUCACUCAAACCUUAAUUCUGAACACCCAUCAAAUUAAGACCCUCUUUAAUCAAGUGCACUUACUAUGCUUGCCAGAGUGGCUGAACUUUAAUGGCUACAUGUAUAUUGUUUAGUUAUUAGAAUUUACCAGACUGUACCUUAAAAAGAAGGCUUGGGAUGAAAUUAGUUCUUCUGACAUAAAUAUGUGCAAGGGUUAAAAAGCUAAUUUUUUUUAUUGUUUUCCAGGUCAAACCUGUUUUUCAAGCAAAUAUCGAGUGACCUGAUGGCUUACUGUAAGCAUGCUCACAGAUCAACCAUUGAGCUGGCUGAUGUGGAACUUCUCAUGAAAAGGUUUGUAUUGGCACUUCAUCUAUCAUAUAUGUAAAUAAAGAAACUUCAUGUGAUACACAUGUAUUUUAAGGAGAAGUACAUUCAUUUGAAAACAUUUUGGGAAAUUUACCUUUUUUAUUAAAGCAUAGAAAGGGAUUGCAUUUGGAAAUUUAAUAUGUACUUAGAUAAACGCUCAAACUAAAAGGGACUUUGGGAUGAUUUUGAGGGUGCAACCCUUACUCACUGAGUGGGAAGUUUAAGCUGAUUUGUUUUCUGUUCUUGAGGUUCUGCAUUCAGAGCAGAGACAGAAAAGAUAAGAGUGCUUAACCUCUUAACUUCCAUGAGUGAUCACAUUAGAACUUCUCCCUACAUUAUCAUCACAACAUCAAGCAGACAAGUGAUUAGAAUAAAGAAACAUAUCAAUUAGUGGAUUUUUGGUUGAUCCAAUAACAAUCAGAUGAAUUGCAUGGCAAAAAGUAAGGAGAAGUACUAAUGAAAUCUUGAUGUUUUGUUUGUUUGUUGUUGUUGCUUUUUUUCAGACAGGGAUUUAUAACUGACAAGCAGUCACUGUUCUCAUUGGUUGAAAAGUAUUUACCAUUGGAAUACAGACAGGAAAUUAUACCAACAGUCCAAGCAGGGAACAAGAUAGUUCCGUAAUGAGAUACAAAGGGUACUUUGGUCUAACAGGGCUUGAAUUAUGAAUGCAAAGUGGAAAUUUAGGGCUGCUAAUGGACAACGAAAAUGAAGGGCUGUUCGUUGAUGUAAACUUCCUCACAAGUUGGGAGUCAUAAAUGGCCAGGCAUAGAAAAAGACCAAACAUUCAGUUAUAAACUUGUAGCUUGAUAUGUUCUUGCCUGAAAUGUAUGGAUGUACUAUAUAAGUUGACAGGAGAACACCCAUGAAUUUUGAAGCACCUUAAAGAAAUUAGGAAAACUUUUUAUGCUUCUUGUAAAAUAGCAUGUCUUUCAGUUUUCCAGUCCACAGAGAGAUCUAGGUAAUGUUUUCUUUAAUUUAAAUGGACAUUGUGGCUUUUUCAGGAUGAAAGUUGUGUGCCAGUGAAAGAUAUCCAGUUAGGAUGUCCAUCUUGUGCAAUCUGGGUCAGAGAUUGUUUCAUGUGAGACUACACACAAGGAAGAUAUUCUGAAAUGUAUUCUGGAUUUAAAAAAUGACAACAUGAGUCAGUGUUUCCAUGUUAUUAUGACACAGCAUUUGACUGAUGAGAGGAUCACUGGAAAACAAAUAUUUGAAACAAAAAAAAAAUGCUAACUCUACAGAAAAUAUAAACAUCUAUUCAUCUAGCUCUAAAUAACUGUCUUUUUUCUUACUUGUAUUUUAACAAGCUAAGUCAGGGUGGAUCUGCUCAAACUGCAUUUGUCAUUAGUGAUUGAAAAUAUUUUAUUAAAGGUUGCCUACUAAAAGUAAACUGUCUUGUGUCAGUGAAGAAGCUCCACCUACCCACUCAAGGAAGAGGGGGCAUUAAACUCAUUCGUAAAGGGCAAAGACAACAUGAAAGGCUCAGAGAAUAUGAAUGAGGAUCCUUAUUUCAGUUCCUAACAGAAUGACUGCCUCAUCUAGGUUAUUUUCCUUUCCCUCUCCCCUUUGUUUGCCAAUGAACCUUUGCUAAUGGGCUUAUGGUGAGCUUUGCUGAAAACAUAUUAUGAAAAGAUAAUAUGACUGGGGUGAGACAUGUCUUUACAGUUCUUUGCCCUCCUACGAUCCAUGGAUCGACAGUCUUGAAAUUUAGCUUAAUGGUCACCCACAGUCAGGGAAACAACUACUUAUGCUGUGUUGCCUCAGUAGAAAUAUGUGUCUGAGUUAUCUAAAGCCCUAUUUGAAGUGUUUAUUGUAAUUCUAUAUCUUCCUUCACGUGCUCCUUAGAGUGGUUGUGUGGUGACCUUUGCUAUAAUAAAAAGUUUGAAAUUGAGUUGUUUUUUUAGGAGGUAAAGGAAUUCAAGUGUUAAGGAAAGAUAGCACAUGACUGAAUUAAUUUAAUUUGGAACAAAACUUGAAAAAUUUGAAAAAACCCUGUUAAAAGUCAUGAAGGGUCAUCUAGUAUCAUGAAGAUGAAGAGGGUGAAGCCACUUUAUUCAAAGGAUGUGACUAGACUUUUGUAACCAGGAUUACCUGAGAGAGGAUUUACGAUAGACUUUCUACCUGAUAACCUGCUUUAAAGUUAAGACUUGUGUUUCAGAAAUCUUGUAGUUUUUAUCCCCAUCAUUAAAACUGCUUUAGUUUAAAUAUGAUUUGUAGUGUCUUCAAUGAGCCGGGAUGAAUCAGUUGAACCACCCGUGCCUCGCAGGGAACUGGGAUCGAAGAUUGCGGUGCGACAAUUUCGUGAUCAGCAUAUAUUCAUGAAUCUGUCGAGCGUCAAGAUGGUGGAGUACGUAUAUCACAUUGAGAGUUUUGGCUGAUCAUUUUUAGUUUAUUUUCUUUUAAAUAAAUCCGUUUUCGUUACAGGAGAUUAAAAGAGAGUCAGCUAUCUUCUUCUGUACACCAGAAGCUGGUAGAAUCCGGGGAAAGAGAGAGGUAAACUGAAGUUAACUUUGUCUAAUCUAAGCCUUGUCUUUUCGGACGCGCUUGAAUACGAUUCGUGCAGAUUGGUUUAUUCUUAGUUACUUUGUGGGUAGAAUUGUGCCUGGCGUAUUUAAAAGGCGUCCAAAGCCAGGAUAGAUUGAUUAAAGGAGAGGUAUCGCGGCCAGAACUGCACUGAAUGUUAUUUCAAAUGUGUUUUGUAAACCUAACACUGUGUAGGGACACUUGUGACAGACGUUGUAAACCUUUCUUCCUUCUUUUGAUAUACGCUGUUGCUAAUCUAAGAAGAAUGCGUAACACUUGUCUAAUGAAACUAUAACAUAGCCUCUUUCGCCAUUGAACUCUCUGUAACCCAGUCUAUAAAGCGUCUCUACGCAAAAUCUGUAAGUGUAAGAGUGAAAGCUGUUUAGUGGAUUCAGAUUUUUCCCACCAGUAAUGAAUAAUUACCAUCUUUCUUUAAGGAAGAUUUUCCUUUAAAAGACAAACUGCUAAAUAGCAAAUUACAUCUAGAUACAGGUUGUUGAUCAAAAAUAAUUUGACUACCGUUUGGUCCAGCCUCUUUCGAGGUUAACUGUAAAUCUUGUAUUGUGCUGUUUUUGACUAUCAUUUGACAUAAUUUGUGUACAGAUUGAAAGAACUUCUGAGAACCAAACUCAUAGAAUGUGGAUGGCAGGACAGGUUAAGGAGUCAUUGUAAAGGUCAGGAAAGAAGUUUAUCUUUUUCCUUUGAAUUGUUGUUUUUCCUUUGUACUUCAAUGAAAUAACACAAGAUAACUAUACUUAAAGGAAUUACACAAGAUAAUGCUCUGAUGAAGGGCUAACGCUGGAAAUGUGAGCUUGGAAACUCUUUACGGUGGCCAAUUUAUGUUAUCAACGCAGAUGAUAAAAGUACAUUACACUGUUAUACUCUCCCACUGACACAGCACCACAGUUUCUUUAGAAACUUACCUCCUUUAAUGAAAUUACAGUUUCUUUCUUUUGGUGAGAGUGAACUAAUAGAUCAAAAUCUGCUCAAACGGUAAGCCAGAAAUGUUGGAACUUAGUUUUUCAAGGUGCAGGUAAAAAGUUUAUUAUCCAACUGCACUGAGUAAGGUACAAAACAUGUGCCAAUCGAGUACAAAUAUCACACAAUAUUUGGACAGUUAGUUAUUUUGUACUGUAAAAAACCUGUUUGACUGGUCGGCUAAGCAUGCAAUGCUUCCCUAUCUGCUUCACUUUUCUUGCCUUACAAGAACUGUGCUUAAAAUAAAGUAGUUGGAUUAUAAAUAACUUAUUACAUGUUUACUUGUUGUUUGUAUUUUGAUUACCAUGCAGGCUAGUCAAAAUAUUCAGUGAUACUGCACAUCAAAAUGUCUAAUGAGAUAUAUAUCUUAAAUCAAUUUUUUGCAGCCACAAUUUGAGCAACUAUACAUAUGUAUGUUUUUUAUGAUUUUUGCAGAUGUCAUCAAACAAAAAGGACUUGAAAAUGUGACAGUUGAUGAUCUAGUGGCUGAAAUAACACCAAAAGGAAGAGGUAAGGCAUUUUUGUGAAAAUUAUUGCUUUUGAAAUUAUUCAGGGUUUUUUUGGACAAAUUAAGUGGUUUGGUAGAUAGAUAUCAAAUGAAUCUCUACUUUUUCAACAAAAUUACUGGUCAGACUGCAAAACCAAGGUGCAAAGAGUUGUUGAGAGUACUCCUCUGUGACUCUUCAUGUACAAAAUGGAAAGUUGUGCAUAAUUUGUUGAUGCUAGAAAAACAUAAGUUUAGUCCAGGUUGGCUUGAUUCCUUGUGGUUUCACAUGCCUGCAUUAUGCAUUACAUGCAGGUGCACACUUUGCAUGUGUAAUGCUUAGGAUUUACAUGCACUGGAUGUGCAUGUUAUUUUGCAGUACACCUGAGCAACCCUGUAGCUUGCCAAUUAACAGACAUAUUAAUUAAUACUGCAGUAUUUUUGAUGGAUAGUAUCUUUUUCCAAACAAGAGGAUCAACAGAGUUAGUGACUUAUUUUAAGGAGAGCACUAACUGUCCUUUGAAUAAUAACACCAGUAAAUUGUAUUCAUGCAAGACUGAUUCAUACAGGUGUAACCAGUGGAUGUUAUCCAGGUUUUUGGAGUGAACAGCAAUACUGCUUCUUCUUCUUCUUGAGAUGUAUAUCUUUUGCAUGUUACCUCCACUGUUUGCUCAAGUCUCCCUGUUAGUCUGCUAGUACCCAUUUACUAUUUUCCUGGAGGGAGAGAUCAGCAUGGCAUUAAAGCCCUCCCAAAAUUCAAGUUUUAUUUUCAAAAUUCAAGUUUUGCUGUUAAACGUUAUGUUUAUGAUUUAGGAAUUAAGUUUUAGGAACAGAACUCCUUCUCUACUUUCAAAUUCAUACCUUAUCACAAUCAACUUAAAUUUGAAUUUUUGGCAGGGAUUUAAUGCCAUAGAUCAGAGGCACUAUGAAGGUUAAGUGUCUUGUCCAAGAAUAAAACACAAUGACUGCAGUUCAUGCUCCUUCCGAAAAAUCUUUAUCCAGAGAUUAGCACAUUCACUAUUGAGCCUCCUUUUUCCCCCACCUUAACCCGACACUCCCAUUUCUAAAUAUCAAUUCUUCACUUUAAGUGCCAUAAAUUUCUCAUAAUUUAAGCUCUGAGAAUGUGACUUCCCUCUUGAUAUUUUUCUUUCUUCUCAUCACCUUUUCUGCUUGGAAAUGUAUUGAUAUCGUAAGGAGAAAUUAACUGUUGGUCACUUGUGGGAGUGAAGGGGUCACGUGACAGCAAACAUAGGAUUCAUUUAGGACUCAUUUAGUGUUAACAACUGAGUUGAAAACGUAAAUUAACCACCGUAAAGGGUAAAAAAGCUGACGUUUCGAGCGUUAGCCCUUCAUCAGAGCGAUGGCGAAGGGCUAACGCUCUGACGAAGGGCUAACGCUCGAAACGUCAGCUUUUUUACCCUUUACGGUGGCUAAUUUACGUUUUCAACUCAGUUGUUAACACUAAAUUACCUGCUGUACUCUCUCACCGACGCAGCACCACAGUUUCUUUAGAAACUUACCCCCUUUAUUCAUUAAACACAGGAUGUGUUCAUCCUCACUACAACCACAGCCCUAGAAAUGAAAUGAUUUUUUUUCUCUUUUUCACUCAUAGCUAUGAUCCCUGACGAAGUAAAGAGGGACCUGUUGAUAAGAAUACGAACUUUCCUUGCUGCCAACUCGUAGCUUUUAAAAAUGCUAUGUAUGAAGAACUUUUUUAGUAUUGCACUCUUUUUCAUUUCUUUUUCGUUUAGUAAUGAUUAAUAAAGCAUGUAAAUUUGAUUAUAGAGUUCUUGAUUUCAUUUUUGUUUUUGCAUAUUUCAUAGAUAUGUACUCGGAGAAUUUGUCACUCUUUUCAUUUUAUAAUGAAAUGAAACUUCUUGCUCUGAAUAACAGCAGUACUUUCUCUACUUUACAAGUGCAAGUUUGCCUUUCGUCGUUUCUUUCCAGAAAGAGAAGUAGACCAUAUAAAAGAAAAAACUCAGUCUAAUUUUUGCCGAUUUUUAAUGCAACGUUUGUUUAUAUGCCAGAACGUUUUAUGCUCAUACAGUGGGCAACUGCUUUUGCAACUAACACAAAGUGUACUUAGUUUCCAUUGGUUUCGUGUUGUCUUCCAAGUUAAACAGCAAAGGAAUUUCGGAUGUGAAUAUUUCGAUUUACAAAUUCAGCUUAGUGUUUCGCUUCUGUUCCUUCGAAUGAAGAAGGUUUCACCUCAACCGUCACGUCUCGUCCUUGGACUGUCGCCAAACCAAGUUUCAGUUGUUGGUUCUCGUCGGCUUUUGAGGGAAACAGGCUCAAUUUGGUUAUUUGCCUCUGAAUUGUCGUUAAAAACGGGUUCAACUGGAGAACUGGGUGUUUUCUUCCGUCAGAGGACAAGUGAUGAGAGUUAAGAAGGAUAUCUAUCAGGGGAUUAUUAGUUAAUCCAAUACCGAAAUCUCCAAACUAACAUCAAAAGCAUACGAAAUGUAUGACAAACACUAAGGAGAAUUACUCAUGAAAUAUCGGAAGUGAAAGUUUACCGCAAGAGAAGACGUUUUGUCUCUCUAGCAACACUUAAUUAGCGUUUUUUGUUUUUUCUUCGUUGGGGCUCAGAUCAGACAAUGUGUCAGAGUUGUCGGCUUAAUUUUACUCACCCCUUGUCUCGUAACCUGCCUGGAAACUCUGCCUUUCCGUUGUACUUGAACACAACGUGCAUGACGUUGCUCUUUAGGAUGAUGGCUUCCGGUUUUAGUGACCCACAGUAAACAUAGAAGAAUACUUAAUCAGCCAGUCAAGAGUGUCUUGCUUCAAAAAGUUAAAGCUGUCAAUUAUCACUGUGGUCACCUUGAAAACUUAUGCAAGACGUCUGAAGUCAAAUAAAUUAUAUCAUUUUCAAUCGCUUCGAUGGGAACUAGUACGCUCUCUUAUUUUUCAGGCUUAAAAAGAAAGGAAUUGCAGCAGUUGACUCUACGAUGAAAAAAAAUAUACUCGACGUCGUUUGAGCUUGGAACACGGCCGUUUCAGCCGUUAUAAAAUAUUUUUACAGCGAUGAUUAUAUUUGCUUUGUUUUUUCUUUAUCGUAAAAUGGACUUUUUAAGAUAAUCGCAUUACUUAGUGAUACUUCAAAAUGGUUCUGUGACUGUUCCCGAAAGUAUUUUCAUCAAUUCAUGCGUCUCGAAGUUAAGGGUAUAUACCUAAUUGGGGUUUUUAUGAUUUGACAACCAAUAAUUAAAAUAUCAAUCGAUAAAAUCAAUAAUUGGAUUUGUUUUAUAACACACAUCUUGUCUAUUUUCGAUGAGAUAACUUUUAAAAGAAAUGGCUUUUUAUCAGGAUUAUAGUUAAGACAAGGACAUAUGUGUUGUUUGCAACAAUCUCAGAUGAUCGGAACUGGAACCAAUGUGUUACGCCCGAUGUUAUCACGCUCGUUAGAGCAGGAAGCAGGUCAUAACAGGAACAUUUUAACGAACAUCGUUUCUACCAAGCUCCCAAUUUCAAUUGGAAAGAGGUUAAGUUUAGACAAACACCCAAUCUUUCUCAUUUGGAUAAUUGGUGAAACGUCAAGAAAAACCAUGGGUGGUAUCACCUGGUAUUGCACAGUUUCCAACCAAUCACAAAGUCCAUUGGAGAUGUAGUUUUCAUAAUAAGUGUCAAAACGUUGCACUUUUAAAGAAAUGGAAGGUUUGUUUAUGAACCUCGUUGACGGGUGAUGUACAAAACCAAAUAAAUUUAAAUGCUAUGUUUAAUUCACUUACAAGAAAAAACAAGAGUCAAAUAGAUUGACCAUUGCUUGGUUAAUGAGCGUCACGGAGUCUUAAUCAAUGCAGUUAAUCUUUGGAAAUAUCUUGAGAAGAGAAGCAAACCUGAAGCAACUCAAGGCGAAAACCCCUCGAGAGGGGCGAUCGCACUCAAUGACAUAAAAGACCAGAUUAUUUACUACUUUGGUAACGAUACUGAUGAAUAACUUAACCCUUUUACUCUCAAGAUCCAAGUAUACUGAUGUAUUACACAGCUAGCCACACAUUUCAUAUAACUCUUGUUCUGAGAAAUAAUUUGUUUCAAUUAGACAAUAGAUCAUAUUCUUUUUAUUCUCAUUCUGCUCAUCACCCUCCUGUUUGACAGCGUAGUGAUGAUAUGAUGAGAAAUUACUUAUUGGUGAACACGAUUUUCGAGGACGAACUGCAAGUGUCUGAAUCAGUAUUUUUUGUCCCUGAAGUGCAAAUCAUUGUGGGGAGUACAGCGAGUGCAAACAACCAGCACGAUCAGAGAUCAAGGGAGAACCCUUAACUCGUGACUUAUUUACGACCUCACCUGCUUGGCUUGCUUAAAACACUAAUGAAGCGUAAAAUUAAACGGGUCUAUAAUUAUUCUAAGUCCUUCUCACUGAAACCUUUUCACUUAUAGAAGUGUCCAAGGGCAAGAUAAGAAGAGAGAAAAUCUAAACGAUAAAUUCCAAAAUUCUGCCGGAAGAACGGAGCUGUCUUCGAAAAAGGCGAUAGCCACUAGUUCUUAUGUCACUAAAUGCUCGCUCUCUCUGAGACUCAAAUGUCUGCGCCACAUCUACUGACACGUUUUGACAGACACUCAGUGGGCUUCUCAACUGAAAGUGUUGAAUGGCCCGGAACAGUUUUUCUGGGGAGGCGCCAUUUCAGUUGUUUUCUUUGUCUCCUUUUGUAGUAGAAAACAUGCCAAUGAGCGCAUCAAGGCAGAAUUGCUCAACUAAGCGGGAAAGUUAAAAACUUUCGUUGGCGAUCUAGAUUCAUAGAACCCGCUCAUAUCCAAAAUUUUGCACCUCAUACACAUCUCUAUACUUGCAAAUAUGCAUCAAAAAAUGACUUUUUAAACAUUCAUUUCUUCCGUUCAGCGUUGAAACACUUUUAUCUGUAGUCGCUUUCCUUUUUUCGUUGCAGUAUUUUAAUGGACCUUUUAACUCCUAAGAGCAUUAAUGAUUUAAGGUAAGCGAUCUCUGAAGUCCGAUUAAUAAUGAAUGCACCCACCGCUAUAUACCUGGAGUGCUUUAGGUUUUGGUCAAAUAGAGGUAAGUGAAAGAGAAGGAAGAUAGCGUCUCUAAGUACGUUAGGGCGGGCUGUCCAUUACAGUAGUGUAGUAGUUUAGGAUAGCCUGUCCACUUGAAAACUGCGCCGGCUUCGAUCUCACUUUUGUGACAUUUCUCUUUUGGUUGGUGUAACAUAACGGCGGAAUCAUAAAUUCAAAAUUCAAAGCUUUUGCCGCUUCCGUGAGGUGUCAGAGUCCAUGUCAAAGAAAUCUUUCUUCAGAAUACGAGGAGAGCAACAGUGGCACACGGUAGUGUGUUAAAAACACGGCUUUUUCUACCGUAGUCUACGAUAUGUCUGGUGAAGCGGAGGGAUUAUGGACGGGCGAAAUCGAAACAAGUUUUCAAGAGGCGCUCGCAAUCUACCCGCCGUGUGGAAGACAAAAGAUCAUGUUGUCAACCAAAGACAAGAUGUACGGGAGAAACGAGCUCAUUGCGAGAUACAUCCUCAUGAAAACUGGCAAAGUUCGAACUCGCAAACAAGUCGCCAGUCACAUUCAAGUUCUGGCCAGGAAAAAAAUCCGCCAGUUUCAGUCAAGGAUCAAAGAGAAGACAUACGUAAACGAUGGGUUACAAGAAAUGAUGACGAUGUCCUCCGCGGAGAUUCUGUCGCCUGUCGUGCACCACGGAAGCGAAGGCUACGAAGCCCCGUCAUGUUCUGAUAUUCCGCCUGGUCCUCCGCCAGCGUUGUUACCGUGCUAUUCGACUCCGGCUCCGAGUCAACAUGGACAAUUAAUGAUUGAAAUCCCCCGAGCCCGAACUCCGCCGAAAUUGCAGUUCCCGCCGGUAGCGAGAGAGCACAUAGCAGGAAUACCCGAAUUUACGCCUCCUCGCACGCCUCCACAUAAACUUGAAACCAACUUCCAAGAUAAUACUUUUCAAAGUAGUUUGACUUGGGAAGUACCUGAUAUUACUCAGGAAUUAAAUUACAGGGAGACACAAGAAGAACUCUCUCCAAAGUCUGGCAUCAGCGGGAGCCAUAGUAGUAACAGCACGUGGCGAGCGAUUCCGGAAGUUAUCUACAGCACAAGAUGCAAAGAAGAGCCCGUUAUUUCAACUUGUGUCUUAGGCGUGUCAGCAUCGUCCACUUUGCCGGAGACACCGACAUUCGAUGAUUAUUUGGUGUACGACGCUGACCAGACUUGUCCCUCUAUUGACUUCUCGGACAUGUAA
This is a messenger RNA of Pocillopora meandrina, 15491 nucleotides long. NCBI's taxonomy places the organism in Eukaryota, Metazoa, Cnidaria, Anthozoa, Scleractinia, Pocilloporidae. The record is from the annotation of a GenBank genome assembly.